AUGCAGCGUCAGGACCGCGAUGAGUUCCAGCGGCAACUCGCUUCGCUGCGAGAGCUUCUGUCCGGGGGGUUGCCUAUUGAUGAGGCUGUGCGUAAUGCAUUGCCUGAAGCUACAAGGGCUCUGAGCGCGGACCGUUACGGGCAAUCUGUCUGGUCACUUACGGCCAGGAUCAACGCCGUUGACAAGCACGGAAACCCAACCCCGUUUUUCCUCAAGUAUGUCCCCGGCGAGUUGGGCCAGAUGCAAUUGGAGGGAGAGUUUGCAGGCAUGACGGAGCUUCACAAGGUCGCCCCAGGCUUUGUUCCCCGGCCCAUCGGAUGGGGAAAGCUGAAGAGUGCAACCCCCCCAAGCUACUUCCUACUAGUCGAGUUCAAAGACUUUGCUCCCGCCCUGCCGGACCCCGUCAAGCUGGGCGAGCGCCUGGCGGCCAUGCACAGGAACAGUUCCUCCCCCACGGGCCAGUUCGGAUAUCCAAUCCAGACAUUUGACGGGAUGCGACUGCAGUCGGUCGGCUGGGACCCGAGCUGGACGUCCUUCUUCUCCAAGCUCCUCGCCGAGUCCUACCGCCAGGACACGGAGACCAACGGGCCGUGGCCCGAACUAGACGCCCUGUACCGCAAAGUGCAGUCCCAGCUGAUCCCGAGACUUGUCGGGGCGCUCGAGGCCGACGGCCGCAAGGUCGAGCCGGUACUGCUCCACGGAGACAUGUGGGACGGGAACGUCGGCACCGAUUCCAGCACGGGUGAUCCUUGGGUCUUUGACUGCGCUGCGUACUACGGCCAUAACGAGAUGGAGCUGGGCAUAUGGCGCGCGGAAAGGCACCAGCUGCGCGACGAGGUGUACAGGCGCGAGUAUCUGCGGAACAUGGAGCCUAGUGAGCCCAAGGACGAGUGGGAUGAUCGAAAUCGCCUGUACAGCGCCAAGACGAAUUUCAUGCACUCGGCGUGUUUCGCGGGGUCGCUGGCUCGCCGGCAGGCUUUCGACGAUUUUGCCUUUCUGCUCCGAAAGUAUGGCCGAGACGUUUCUGAUGUUCCGUAA
Messenger RNA from Metarhizium brunneum ARSEF 3297, 1038 nucleotides. It is a transcript of the gene FN3KR, whose product is annotated as Protein-ribulosamine 3-kinase. The record is from RefSeq and is a predicted model, not a curated record. Lineage: Eukaryota; Fungi; Ascomycota; Sordariomycetes; Hypocreales; Clavicipitaceae.